UGCGAGUGUGCAGGGACAGGCUCAAAAGCCCUUGUUGUCUAUGUGAAAUAAAUGCUAGUGCUGAAGCAGAUAUGUACAACAGUUUAACAGGAUGUGGACAGCAAGGAGCCAUUCUUGGGUCUUUGAAGGCUGUCCUUGCACAUCCAUCCUUGAGAAAACUACUAGUGUAAUGUGAUAGUAACGUAGAUUCAUCAAAAUGAGCAACAAAGAGAAGAGUUUAAACUAUGUAAAAUUUUCAUGGGAGUUACUUCGACUGCAGUGUGAAUGGGAUGACUGUACUUGUGAAUAUGAAAAAAUGACAUUAUUUUUAGAUCACGUUAAUGGACAUGUAGCUACAUUAUCAGAAGAUUCUGUACAAUGCUGUUGGAGAGAUUGUAAAGUAGUGACUUCUAGUACUGACGAACUCAGAAGACAUGUGUUCUUUCAUGCUUUUCACACCAAAAUCAAGUGUUUUGGGCAAAACUUCAUUAAUCGUAAAAAGCUUCCGUCUUGCACCUUAGAUCAUUUAAGCCGAAAUGCCAUUCCAGAGUUGCCAAACAGCUUGAAUUGUUGCUGGGGAAAUUGUGAGAAUGUUUAUGAGAGCCCAGAAUGUUUCUAUCGUCACGUUGAAGAACAUGCAGAAGAAUAUCCCAGAGGAAAUAAUCCAAAAGAUCCUGUUAAAUGUAAAUGGCAAGAGUGUGAUGCUGCUUUUCGUAGUUUGUAUAAAUUGAAAGAACAUCUUCGCUCACACACACAAGAAAGAAUUAUGGCUUGUCCAUAUUGUGGGGGAAUGUUUUCUUCUCGGUCGAAGCUUCAGGAUCACAUCCACAGACAAGUGUCUAAUCAAGAUGCUCCAGAAGAAGAGGUAGAAGAGUGUGGAUAUUGUCAAAAAAAAUUUUCCUCUGUUCGUCUUUUGAGAGAUCAUAUGCGACACCAUGUUAACCAGUACAAGUGCCCUUUGUGUGACAUGACCUGCCCAACACCAUCAAGCUUACAAGGUCACAUCAUUUACAGACAUUCAGAAGAGCGUCCAUUUUCUUGUCAGUACUGUGAUUCCAGGUGUAAAAGAAUAUAUGACCUACGCAAACAUAUGCAAGUCCACAAUCCUAAUGCAGUUUAUGAAUGUCCUGCAAUGGAUUGUGAUUAUUCUACCCGUUCUAAUACUUGUUUGAAUAACCACAUGCGUCAUGAACAUGAGUUCAAUGUUGUACCAUCAAAGAUGUACCAACAAGACAAAGAAGGAUACUACAGACUUCAGAUGGUACGAUAUGAAAGUAUUGAACUUUCACAGUCUGUACUGGAGGACCAGGGAGACAGCCAAGAAGUAGAUGACCCUAUGAGUGCCAUGGAAACCACAGAAGAUGAAUCUUCCAGUCAGCUCACACAAACUGUGACUCUUGUUACAGAAACUGCUGAGGAUGAAGAUGACAGAGUAGAAGUGGCAGAAAUGCCAUUUGUAGUGUAUGUUCAAGAAGAUGACAAAGACAAGACUACAGAUUCAUCUGUGUUGGUUCACCUUCCCAAAUCUGAAGAAGACAGCCUUGCUCCUGUUAUUUAUUUAAACAGUCAACAGACUUUAGAAUCUAUUAGUGAUGUAAAUAAAGGUUACCGAACCAUUCAGAUUGUAGAGCAAACUAGUGAUGGCAAAACAGUACUUCAGACAGCUCAUGUUCUGGCAGAAGGUAGUGAACAAAAUGCCAUGUUUCCACUAAUAGGAUGAUUCUAUAGUCACCAAGGCUAUUGAGUGUUAUUAAUGUUGUUAAUUGAUAAAAGUAAGGAGAAUAAUUUUUGAUUCAUGUAACCAAAACCUUGGAUAUAAUCAAAGAAAGAGUAAUAAUUUGAACAAACUAGUUGUAUCUAGUUCUUGUGUUAGGCACAAAAAAGAAACUAGAAAAAUCUAAUAAAAGAAAUCCAGACUUGUUAGUUUGAAAGACACUACAAAGUAAUAUUUUUUUCUUAAAACUGUAUCAUUUUGUAGUGAAUUUUUGGUCAUCCAUCUAACAUUAAAGAAUUUAUGGUUAUAAAACACCUACUUUAUUGUUUUUACUUUCACUGUUACUGAAAAAGUAACAAUAAAAUAAUCUGAUUUAUGAAAAGUGAAACCAGUCUUUUCAACUUCAGAUUCCUCUUGUUUUCAUAAUUGAGUCUACGAUAUAUUUUAGCAAUGUAUUUUAUUUUGUAUGUUCUCUUGUUUUAUGCUUCUGUGAAUUUGCUUUUACAUCAUAAUCAUUUCUUUUCAGUAUUAUGAUGUGAAGCUAACCUUCCCCUCUCACCAGUGAUGUGGAAAAUAUAUUAAAUGAAAGUUCUGGAAAUAUAAAACUUGUGUUUUGAAUAUUAAAUCAGUUGUUUAUUAUAAAUUCUUGUGAAAUAAAAGCAGUUCUAAAAACUUUAAAACAAAACAGCUUGAAUGUGCUUUUUAAGAGAUACCCACUUAUGUUAUUUCAACUAAAUAAAAGUGAUAUAAUCUUGCUAGUUUGCCUAGUGAUGAGUUUUUAAAUGUCUCCAGCAGUUAAGUAAAGGAAUAAACAAGCUAGUCUUAAAUGUUGUGGACAAAAUAUUGUACAGAAAUAAACCCAUUAUUUCACAAAUAGCCAUCUCAAAACUUCAUAUUUUUUGUAAGUUAAAAACACAUCACUAGGCAAACUAGCAAGAUUAUAUCAUGUUUAGUUAGUUGAAACUUUAUCUUAUGAGGUAUUCUUCAAUCCUCACUGAAAUAACAUAAUAGUCGAGUAUAAUGGUGUGUUUCUUGCCUGAGGAAAAGAUUAAUGUAAGUUAUAGCUGAUUAAAUUAUGUUCACAAGGAAACUAGCUUAAUGCAAGAACACUUGUGAAAAUUUUAAAAUAUUCUACCUGAUAUUUUAGUUAUAGUAAAGCUCUGGCAGUUUUUUCUGCAAUAUGUACACUGAAGCUCUUAUUAUCAGUAAUAAAACUGAAACCUAAAAGUUUUA
Molecule: messenger RNA, 2926 nt
Organism: Limulus polyphemus (Atlantic horseshoe crab)
Lineage: Eukaryota; Metazoa; Arthropoda; Merostomata; Xiphosura; Limulidae
Gene: Hinfp
Product: histone H4 transcription factor-like
Exons: 10
Coding region: 197-1699 (500 amino acids)
Biological process (GO): anatomical structure development; regulation of transcription by RNA polymerase II
Molecular function (GO): RNA polymerase II cis-regulatory region sequence-specific DNA binding; DNA-binding transcription factor activity, RNA polymerase II-specific
Source: RefSeq, a predicted model, not a curated record